Effrenium voratum is the source of this 1735-nucleotide messenger RNA. The record is from the annotation of a GenBank genome assembly. Lineage: Eukaryota; Dinophyceae; Suessiales; Symbiodiniaceae.
GCCGUCCACUGCUCUCCGCUCUUUGCGGUCCACCACAGGUAUCGCAGUAUCGACGCUUUGAUUCGUUCCGGGCCAGGCUGGCCCUAGGCGCUCAGCAGAGAGAGGCGGCAUAGGCGACCGAGACCGAGUCGGAGAGCUGCCCAGAAGGCCUGCUGGCUAUAGAAGAGGAAGCAGGAGCUUUCCAGAGACUUUGCAGCUCACGAAGGACGUCGCUCGAACAUUCUGUUUGUGACGAUCAGAGAAGACCAGAAGACCUGCCUGACGUGGCGACUUUUGCAUUUCCCUUGCAAGAAGGUGAACAACAUGUCCAGCCUUGUGAUGGAGGACAUGGGUCGAGUCCUGCCGAGAGACUCGCCCUUUGUCGGGUGCCUGCGCCAUGCGCCGCAGCAGAUCCUCAUGGGCCACCUGGACCGGCUCAUGCGGCGCCGAGUGCCUGCGGAGCUGGCGCUCGGCCCAGAUCCAAGCGACUUCACAGAGGAGCGUGCAUUCUCUACCUACGACAGUGCGAAGAAGUUGCCAUCCUCCUCUCCGUACGUUGGUUUUCAACGCCAUGCACCGCCAUCUUCCCCGGCUCUGUCCUUUGCAGAUUCGGCCGUCCGACCUGGGUACUUUCGAUUGCCAGGAGGCGUGCCGGAACUUGAUCUCAAGGACACGUUGCCUGGCGAGUUGCCUGAGGAGGUGUGGAGUGAGGUGAUGCGCUCCAUCAUCGAUGUGCCAACCCUUGCGGCGCUCUCGAGGGUGUGCACAGGCUUUCACAAGGUGGCUGUGUCUGAGGAUGCCUGGCGAGACCGUGUGGUUCGGGUGCCGCCCAGUUGCCUGGAGCACCUGGCGCCGCAUCUGAGCUGCUGGCUGGAGGCCUGGGCUGCAGCCAAGAAGCUGGUACUGCCCCGGUCAGCGCAGCUUUUGAAGCAAGUGGCCCAGCAAGCCCCGGCGAUCCCCGUGGAGGUGAGUUGGCGAUUCGACCGACACCUCAAAGGCGAUGGUGUAGAGGUCGUGCAGCAUGGACGGGCAGUGCGACGAGUCGCAGAAGAGGAGCUGGUGGUGCUUGGAGAUGCGGCGCUCCCCUGCGCGACGCGCCUCCCGUAUUUGGAGGUUCAUUUGGACAAGUGCGGCGAGGGCAUCGGCGACAGCAUCAACGACUUCGGCUUCGGUGUAACAGCCUGUGACCCGCAGGAGAUCGCCGAGCUGGGUUCUGUGGCUGACGAGGUGCCCAGCUCCUGGGUGGUGGACUUCACCCAGUCCAUGGUAUGCCUCAGCGUCAACAACCGGGAGGCAUCCCAGGGAAAGCAUCUCUCAGCAGCAGCCCUCAAGGAGGGCAGCAACGUCGGGCUCCUGAUCAAGCCAGAAGCGUUUGAGAUUUAUAUCGACGGCAUCCUCCGAGAGACCCUCGCAGUGCAAGCGGAGGAGCGCGUGCCAGCCAAUGUCGGGCUGUUCCCGGUUUUGGACUUGUACGGUCGGACCAUCCAAAUCUCAAAGACCGACGCAGAGGAGCCAUGAGACAUCGAGCUCCCGGACCUCCAGGUUGCUUCCGAAGGUCUGGGUAGAGAGCACACGCAGUUUCCAGCAUGUGAGGCCUUGCAGCAAGAGACUGCGUUGCGGAACAUUUGAAGGAUUUUAAAAAUUUGCGUGGCUUCCGCUGCUACGCUCCCUUCACAACGCACACGUCCGGGCUGCCUUUAGCAUUCCACCGGACCAGUUUCACCAAGUUUCAGGCCGAUUCAAACUAAGCACCCAA